Messenger RNA from Myripristis murdjan (pinecone soldierfish), 518 nucleotides. It is a transcript of the gene fam180a, whose product is annotated as family with sequence similarity 180 member A. The coding region runs from base 1 to 516 and encodes 171 amino acids. The record is from RefSeq and is a predicted model, not a curated record. NCBI's taxonomy places the organism in Eukaryota, Metazoa, Chordata, Actinopteri, Holocentriformes, Holocentridae. The transcript has 3 exons.
AUGAUGAGCAACAUGAUGCAGUGGUGGGCUCCAGUUACUGUCCUCUACCUGUCUGUCUACCUGGCAGCCCCUCAGUACUGCAGGAAAGCUCUGUAUCCCUCAGCCCAUAGGAUAAAGCGUGGGACACACUCCCUGAUCAACCCCACAUUCCAGCGCUCAGUGGACGAUGUGAUCCUGCUUUUUGAGAUCCUGCUGGCAGGACUGCAGAUAGAGGGUGAGGAACAAGCCAUGCAGCUCCCAGAUGACGAGCUGGCCUCCCUGAGGAGUGUGGAGAAGCUGGAGGUCAUCUGCGAGGACGUCCUACCCAAGAGGCUGUCUGACAUCCGGCGUCUGACGGCCGAGCUCGCCCACCGCAAACAGUCCCUCAGCAGGCAGGACUUUGAGAGGACAGUGCUGACCAUGGUCUAUGCCGCGCAGACACUGGCUCAUACCAGCCACCAGCUGCAGAGAGACGUGUGGGCGGACGCCCUGCUCCAACUUUUCAGAGCCAUCCAAAAGGACCUGGCGCCCCCUUGAGG